GUCAGGAGGAUUAGUGGCUAAAGUUUCUCAUGAAGUUAGAGCUCAAGUAUUAUUUGUCAAUCGAUCGACAAUGGCUGGUAUAAAAGAUUAAUAUCUUUGGCAUUUGCGGGGUCCAUUGGUAUGACAUUUGUCAUCCUAGGUUGUGCAUUGCCUGCAUACCAUGUAUGGUGGCCGUUCUUCGUGGUUCUUUUUUAUAUACUUGCACCAAUCCCUACAUUAGUAGCACGGCGUUAUACCGAUGAUUCAGGAAGCAAUAGCAAUCCCUGCAUGGAACUUGCCAUUUUUGUUACCAUGGGAUUUGUAGUAUCAUCAUUUGCCCUGCCUAUUGUAUUAGCCAGAUCACCAGAAGCAGAUCCAGUGAUACAAUGGGGUGCAUGUCACUUUACGCUAGCGGGAAACGUAAUAGUUUACUUGACACUGAUUGGAUUCUUCAUGACUUUUGAUCAAGAUGAUUCUGACUACAGUAUGUGGUGAUGCAGUUCUAACAUUAUGCACUUGCUGAGAUUUGUAACGAGAUCAACCGGAAAGGCUCCAUGCAGUGACUGAUGGCUACGCUUUAAUUCUAAAAGGAUUAAACUUAUUGUAUAUUACUUACAUGUAAAUGAUAAUAUAGAUCUUGAGCAACUUAGGUUAAAAAUGUGGAUACAUUAAUGUUGGCCAUCAUUUGAACAAAUGAAGUACGUUGAUCACGGUAUGAUUAAAAUAUGAGUUAUCAAUUUAGUACAGGUGAAAAGUGAAAAGUACCGUACAUCCAAUAGCACGAAAUGGUUGUAGAAUUUGAAUUUAACUAUUGGCGCAGAAAUCUUCAUCGUAAGAUCGGUAUUAAUAUUUUGCAUUUAUAUAACGCAUAAAGACAUAUACAUAAACUUAUUCUGCAAUAAGUUGUCAUUUUGAGUUCAGAAGAAAUGACAGUGAUACUCGGUGUUUUAAGGAGACAAUUUGAUACAUUUAGAAAGUACAUCAGUCGAUAUGCUGCCAAUAAGAAAUACUGAUUUGCAGGGAGAAGUACCUCCUAAAUAAAAGGAAAUAUAAUAAUGUCGAGAUACUACAUUAUAUAAAAUUAAUGCAAUUACACAGAAAGAAAUUUCCAGAGAAGUCUUGUCAUUUUUUUUUACUUACCUUUUUUUAUAAGAACCAACACUUGAUUUUAUUGAUUGGUUGAAAUAUGAAAUGAUCUAAAAUGACUCCCUUUCAUUGGCAGUGAUUAUUUACACACUACAUUUUGUGAUUUGUAAUCUAUGUACAACGCAAAUAAUAUAUAAGGCGAAGCGAUUUACUUAUAUUCGGCUACAUAUUUGUCAUUAAUUGAUUUCAUAAUGUUAUUUAAUAAAAGUAUUUUGAGAAAAA
Molecule: messenger RNA, 1347 nt
Organism: Cephus cinctus (wheat stem sawfly)
Lineage: Eukaryota; Metazoa; Arthropoda; Insecta; Hymenoptera; Cephidae
Product: leptin receptor overlapping transcript-like 1
Exons: 5
Coding region: 121-474 (117 amino acids)
Biological process (GO): late endosome to vacuole transport via multivesicular body sorting pathway
Cellular component (GO): endosome
Source: RefSeq, a predicted model, not a curated record